UUUAUCAUAUUUAGUCAAUUUAUACUGAUUUCAAUUUCUAAUCCAAAUCCAAUGUUCUUAUUAAAUUAUGUUGCUAUUGCAGGUCGAAAUUUGACAGUUGAUAACCUCAAGCAGAAACUUGAACCAUAUAUUAUUGACACAGAAAACCAACUUUGUGAAUCACUGCAUGGUUCUUCAAUUCUUCCUGAUGAUGUUUUGGAUAUUUCAAUGUAUUUAAAAUUUGUAAACUGUGAGAAUGAAAUCAAGCAGUUGAUGGAAAACAUGAAAAAUCUUUAUGAUCUUAUUGAAAAUCUCAAAAGUUAUGCAGAACCAAAGAAACAAAUUGUGUUUCCUGUCACUGUAGGAACAUCAGGGAAGGGGAAGACUACAUUUGCAAGAAAGGCAUAUGAAAACAAAGAUCUUUAUAUUAAAGUUAUAUCAAAUGAACUUGAAAUGAUUUUGGAUGAUUGCUUAGAUAAUGAUCGAUUUUUCCAGAUUUCAUGUAAUGAUAUGAAUAUUGAUGAGUUAAAAAACCUUGAAAUGGUUGAAACAUUAUUUGGAAGAAGACUACUUUAUGAAGCUUUGAAGUAUCAUCUGAAAGGGAUUGAAAAUUUUGAAGAAUUUUGUGAAGUUAUAGGAAAGGAUUUGAUCUCUCUACGUGAAGUUUUGAAAAUAAUCUUAAUUUACAAGCCAAGGACUCAUGCAAGUUCUUUAUUCAAUUCAAUUCCAUCUUCUAGUGCCUGUAUUCAAGAAAUAUCAUUACCAUUACUAACUUCAGAACAUGCACAAGAGGUGAUCUUAGAUUUAGCAAAUCGGACUUACAAGACUAAAUAUUUUAUCACAAAAAGCAGGAAGAUUAAGGAAAUUUCUCCAAAUCUAAAACAUAUAAUCAAUCUUCUUGGUGUUGUUGGUCGUUACCUAGAAAUUCUGAUAUUUGAAAUGGCUAUUAUUGGCUUUAGUGUCAAGUCUAAUAAAAAUACACUUGUAACAAGGUUUUAUCAUCAAGGAUAUCAUCAUUUUUUGGAAUUUUGUCAAUACAAUCAUGAUUAUUGUACAACACUCCUUGGAAGAGUGAAAGAUAAAUUGAGUAGAUCUUAUUCACAUUACUACAAUGCAUACACAUCAUCAGAUAAUAUUGAAAUUAUACCUCAGUUAGUUGCAUAUACUUUAUUUGGGUGGGAAGUUACUCGGACAACCACAUUGGGAAAAAGAAAGAUUGAGGAUUUGGAAAUGGAUGAACUGAUUUUUCUGAACAAAAAAAAGCUAGUACUUCCAUUUCUCACUUUACAGCAAGUCUAUCAUAAUUUAGAUCAAACCAAGCUACCAGCAAUCAAACUUCUCCAUUCUGUAGAAAAUACACUUUCAUCAGAUGAAAAUGAGAAAUUGACAUUAUCAGUAAUGGUUUUUCGUCUUUGGGGGUUAUAUUGUAAAUCUAUUAGUGAUAAAAAAGUGACUGAAGGUCAAAGAGGGAAAUGUAGACUUUCUGAAUUGGUUCCAUUGGAAGGACAAUCAGAUAAAUAUAUUGAAUUUGAACCUAAGUUUGUUGUGCAUUCAACACCCUACAGAGUUGAUAAAGACCAUUGGAAUCAAUUUUUUAAUGAUUAUACUAAAGAAUUUAAAGAAAGGUGUAUUGCUUUCCACAACCUGCCAAAUGCCUCCUUUUCAGAUGGGAUAAUGAUGACAAAUCCACCUAUAUUUAUUCAAGACAAGCAAGAAGUUAUUAGUCAAAAAAAAGAAAUUAUUGGAUGUUCACCAAAUAUCCUGGGUAAAGGAGUUGUAAAGUCUGAACAUAAAAAGUUGUUAGAUGCAAAUGUUGGAGAGCAUAUCUUUAUUUUAAUCACUGAUGCUCAUGCACGUGAUGAUGAGUCUUAUGAUUGUAAUGAAAUUGUGAUAACAUCAGAAAAUAGAGAGGAUUUUUAUGGAGAUAUUUUAGCAAAAAUGAAAUUGUAUUGUAUUGGACAAAGUCAAUUAUUACCAAUGAUAUUGGAUCUAUGUCCCAAAAGAGAUAAUCCUGAGUUUCAGGUGUUAAAUAGAUUAAAUGGAAAUGUGGUUGAAAUUAGCUACACAGUUAAGAAAAUACUUUUUAAAGAACAAGAUGCUAAUCACUUAAAACAUAUUUACAAGAUACUGAAA
Entrophospora candida is the source of this 2112-nucleotide messenger RNA. The record is from the annotation of a GenBank genome assembly. Lineage: Eukaryota; Fungi; Glomeromycota; Glomeromycetes; Entrophosporales; Entrophosporaceae.